AUGGCUUCCUCAAGAAGAUUCAUUCGCAUUCGCAACAAGGAUCUUGUCGCAUCCGAUCAUCUCACCAAACGCCUCGUUUUGUCUGAAGUGGCUCAGAUAUUCGAUCCACUAGGCUUUGCAUCACCAGUCGUGAUCAAGGCGAAGAUGCUUUUGCAGGAGCUUUGGCUUCAUAAGCUCCAAUGGGAUGAACCACUGCCAUCCCAGCUCUCAUCACGAUGGCUCAUCAUCAGAAAGGAACUCACCAGCUUGCGCAAGAUCUCAAUACCUCGGUGGUAUAACACAUGGAGUACAUCGACAGUGGGAUUUCACGGCUUUUCUGAUGCUUCUCAACUGGCAAUGGCUGCAGUCGUAUUUAUCACCGUCCACGGCUCUAAUGGCGCCACGAUUUCAUUGGUGUGCUCCAAAACAAAGGUAGCACCACUCAAGCGGCUCACCAUCCCGAGACUUGAACUCACCGCAGCUCUGCUGCUCUCAAGACUCAUGCAAUACGUUCAAGCCACCUUGAUGUUGAACGUCACAGCAACUCACCUGUGGACGGACUCUGUUGUGAUACUCACGUGGAUCAAAUCUCAUGCAUCGCGCUGGAAGGAUUUAGUGAGAAAUCGGGUCUCUCAAAUUCAAGAGCUCACUGCGAACGCACAUUGGAAAUACGUACCAGGUUCAUAUCGCUUCUGGGAAAGCACCGACGCAAAAACACUGGACUUACACUCAGCUUUGGAGGAGGCCAGACUCUUCUGGAUUAAGGCUACUCAAGCGGCAUACUUCACGCACGAGAUCAAGAUGCUCACGGCCAACUCGAGACUACCAACUGCUCACGCAUUCAGUCGAUUGACUGCGUAUAUAGACGCUCAAGGGAUCAUCCGAGUUGGCGGCCGCCUCAACCAAUCAGCACUAGAUCAAGACAACAAACAUCAGGCGAUUUUACCUCGCCACUUCUCAACCUUAAUCAUCGCUCACGCCCAUUUGCGCACCCUGACUGGAGGAACUCAGCUGACAUUGGCUCAUGUCAGGCACAAUUACUGGAUCAUCGGCGGACGGGCUCCG
Messenger RNA from Temnothorax curvispinosus, 1044 nucleotides. RefSeq lists its product as uncharacterized. The record is from RefSeq and is a predicted model, not a curated record. The transcript is spliced from 2 exons. NCBI's taxonomy places the organism in Eukaryota, Metazoa, Arthropoda, Insecta, Hymenoptera, Formicidae. The annotation marks the transcript as partial.